AUGCCUAUUGUAUAUAACAUUACUUCAGAAAGACAGUUUGAUAAAUUUGCUUCAAAAAAAGACAUAGUUACUGUAAUGAAUUUUUGGGCUAAAUGGGCUGAACCAUGUCAACAAAUGAAUGAAGUGAUCAUGGAAUUAUCAACUAAAUUUCCUUCUUUGACUUACAUUAAUGUUGAAGUAGAUGAGUUUCCCAAUAUUGUCACUAAAAUGAAAGUUGAUUCAGUACCUAGCUUUUUAAUUGUUCAGGAAAAUAAAGUAUUAGACAAGAUUGAAGGAGCUAAAGCAGCCGAGUUGUCAAAUCUAGUAUCAAAAUAUGCAGCUAGUCAAAAUAAACCAUCUAUCAAUAAUGACAAUGAACUUGAGUUUCGCCUUCGAGAUUUAAUUUAUAGAGAUUAUAUCAUGGUCUUUAUGAAAGGUGUUCCAGAAAAACCUCGCUGUGGAUUUUCAAAGCAAGUAAUCGAACUGCUUGAUGGUUUGAAUGUCAAAUACAGUACGUUUAAUAUUUUGUCUGACGAGCAGGUUCGACAAGGUUUAAAGGUGUUUUCAGACUGGCCAACUUAUCCACAAAUUUAUGUAAAAGGUGAAUUAAUAGGUGGUUUAGAUUUAUUAAAAGAAAUGAUUCAAUCGGGUGAAUUUCAACAAAUGAUUGCUAAUUUAAAAUAA
Cokeromyces recurvatus is the source of this 663-nucleotide messenger RNA. RefSeq names its product thioredoxin-like protein. The record is from RefSeq and is a predicted model, not a curated record. The transcript has 3 exons. Bases 1 to 663 code for a protein of 220 amino acids. Gene Ontology annotation, molecular function: 2 iron, 2 sulfur cluster binding. NCBI's taxonomy places the organism in Eukaryota, Fungi, Mucoromycota, Mucoromycetes, Mucorales, Mucoraceae.